Messenger RNA from Lathyrus sativus (Indian pea), 297 nucleotides. NCBI's taxonomy places the organism in Eukaryota, Viridiplantae, Streptophyta, Magnoliopsida, Fabales, Fabaceae. The record is from the annotation of a GenBank genome assembly.
AUGGCAACACUUGGUGGAGUUAGCGAAGUGGCAGGAACCCCAAACAGCCUUGAGAUCGACAGUCUCGCUCGCUACGCUAUUGAACAACACAACGCCAAACAGAAUGCACUUCUGGAAUUUUCAAGGGUGAUAAGUGCAAAACAUCAAGUGGUUUCUGGUACUUUGCACCACAUCACUCUUGAGGCAAAAGAUGGGGGGAAUAAAAAGCUUUAUGAAGCCAAGGUUUGGGAAAAGUCUUGGCUCAACUUCAAGGAGGUGCAGGAGUUCAAGCUUGUGGAAGAUGUGCCUGCCCAGUGA